GCUUCUGUUAGUCCACCACACUCCCAGUGCUCCCAGUUGUAGACCCCAGUGCCACAGUCCACGGCUGUCGCUCAGGCAAAGAUGGCUACCAUGUUGUCGCGGGCGAUCUCACUCGCGGAAAGUCUCGGUCGACUGAACAGUCCCAAGAUAUUGGCGUGUAAUACUAGCUUGGUCAAACAACCAGCCAGGAAUUUGAAUGUUCAUGAACACAUUAGCUACAGUUUACUCAAUGAGGCUGGUGUGCCGACACCUAAAUUCGGCGUCGCCAAAACUCCUGACGAAGCAGCUAAACUCGCUGCCAAUUUGAAAACAAAGGAUAUCGUCUUGAAGGCCCAAGUCCUCGCUGGCGGCAGAGGAAAAGGACACUUCAAGGGAACGAGCGUCAGCGGAGUGAAGAUGUGUGAAACUCCAGAAGAAGCCAAGUCGUUGGCAGGUCAAAUGCUUGGCAAACUAUUGAUCACAAAACAGACUGGCGAAGGUGGCAGGAUAUGCAACGCCGUGAUGGUCACACAGCGCAUGUUUCCCCGUAAAGAGUACUACCUUGCUGUCAUGAUGGAAAGAGCCUUUGGUGGUCCUGUCAUAAUAGCUUCCAGUCAAGGUGGGGUGAACAUCGAAGAAGUCGCAGCGACAAAUCCUAGUGCUAUCAUGUACGAACCUAUCGAUAUCAAUAAGGGAAUUACAAAGGAACAGGCGGAACGUAUAGUAGUCAAGCUUGGCCUUGAUAACGUGAAAGACUACAUUUCCAAUAUAAUUCUUUUGGAAGUGAAUCCUCUUGCCGAGGACAUAAACGGGAAUUAUUUUGCUCUGGAUUGCAAAUGCCGAUUUGACGACAACGCUGAGUUCAGGCAAAAGGGACUCUUUAAUUUGAGAGACUGGACUCAAGAGGAUCCUAAGGAAGUCGAAGCUGCGAAAUUCGACUUAAAUUACAUCGCGCUCGACGGCAACAUAGGUUGUAUGGUGAACGGAGCUGGUUUAGCUAUGGCAACGAUGGACAUUAUAAAAUUGCACGGUGGCGAGCCGGCUAAUUUCCUCGAUGUUGGCGGUGGUGCGUCGGCUUCAGCGGUGAAGGAAGCAUUUAAGAUAAUCACUUCUGAUCCACGAGUUCAUGCUCUCUUAGUUAAUAUCUUCGGCGGCAUCAUGAGAUGCGACGUUAUAGCAGAGGGUAUUAUCGCCGCGACUAAGGAACUAAGUUUAAAAAUUCCCGUCGUCGUAAGAUUGCAGGGUACUAAUGUGGACGAAGCCAAGGCUCUGAUCGCGAAUGCGGGUUUAAAAAUUGUACCAAUCGAUGAUCUCGACGAGGCCGCCAGGGUUGCGGUAAAAUUAUCGACCAUUGUUAAAUUAGCUCAAUCUGAAAAUCUCAGUGUGAACUUCGAAAUACCUGCAAUUUCAUAGGUAGUAAAAAAAUUAUAAUUGAUAAUAUAUUAUUAAGAUAAUUUUGCCGAGAAUAUGUACUCAAUUGUUAAAAGAUUUCAGGAACGUCUGAAAGUAAUAACUACAGUAAUAACUUUAUAUGCGUAAUGUAUUCUCGUCAAAGAGUAAUAUUUUACACAGUUCGAAUCUUUGCGUAACUUUACAGAAAGAGAAAAAGAAUAAAAAGUAGAAUAGUUUUGGACAAGUCUGUGACAUACAAAAGUGAUACGACUGGAAAACAUGAUAAAAUAUGAAAACGAACUAAUAAUGUAUUGUUUUAUGUGUGCGUGUACACAUAUACACACAGAUGUAUAUAUUUAUGGUAAUCUUUCUCUUUAAUACAGUCACGAACAUUUGUAAUACACAGAAUUGUACAACAUUAUUCACGGAAACGCGUAAUUUAUCAGCGCUUACUCCAGCGCAAAGAUGAGAUCCAUAGAUUCUAUGAGAUCCAGUAUUAAGGAGAUUAAGUUAUAUACAUGUAAUAUAUUACCUAUUUGCAAGCAACCAUUGUCCAUGGAAAUGUACGCUCUAGAAUGUUCAAAACUAUCGACAAAAUAUUAUUAGACAUUAAAAUAACUAUCAGC
Messenger RNA from Mycetomoellerius zeteki, 1997 nucleotides. It is a transcript of the gene ScsbetaA, whose product is annotated as Succinyl-coenzyme A synthetase beta subunit, ADP-forming. Gene Ontology annotation, molecular function: ATP binding; succinate-CoA ligase (ADP-forming) activity; metal ion binding. Gene Ontology annotation, cellular component: mitochondrion; succinate-CoA ligase complex. Gene Ontology annotation, biological process: succinyl-CoA metabolic process; tricarboxylic acid cycle. The record is from RefSeq and is a predicted model, not a curated record. Lineage: Eukaryota; Metazoa; Arthropoda; Insecta; Hymenoptera; Formicidae.